Molecule: messenger RNA, 549 nt
Organism: Fusarium venenatum
Lineage: Eukaryota; Fungi; Ascomycota; Sordariomycetes; Hypocreales; Nectriaceae
Source: RefSeq, a predicted model, not a curated record
AUGUCUACCAACGAAGCGAAUGUCGAUAUCAGAAAGAACAUUGAAAAAACAGUCAAUAGUUUCUUAUCAGCUUACGAAGAUGGAAGGGAGCAAAAUGAUACAUCCAUCAUCAAUCGCGACCUCACUCCAGAAUGCACUCGUCAACUACUUCCUGUCUCACUCUGCAAAGCUCUGGGUCUUCCUGAAACCGCUCUCAUAACCAACGAUCAGUACGAGAAGCUUUACGCCAACGAUCUUUCUGUUGGAGGAGUCUACAACACUGUCUCUAAACACUUGGUUAUUGAUGCAGAGGCCAAAAAGGCAGCCGUCACUAGCAAGUCGGACUUUAAGUACAAGGAUGGCGAUGUCAUCGCCGUGGAAUUUUCUUGGACUUUUAACUUCAAUGAAGAUGGCAGUAAGAUCGACAAGGUCAUAGAGUUCGCGGAUGGCGACGCUGUUAAGCGGAUGGCGGCCAAAGCGCAGGAACUUCAGGCCAGCCGAGGGACAAAUGGUGUCAAUGGUGAUGGCGGCAAGUUGAAACAGGACGUUGAUUUCUCCGAGACUGGAUGA